AUGAGGUGGUUCCAAGAGCCACCUGGUAUGAAGACCGGCGAUGACUCCGAGCCCGGUUUGCAUACGUCGGGUCGACGACGGCAUUCGAUCAUCUUCGAAGUCAUUGUCAUGAGCGCCAUUGGCAGCGUAUUUCUCGGCGACGUCCAGCGGCACCGACUCUUUUCUUCUUCCUCCCGAUCACCUCCCGCCUCGCCAUCGCCCCCACCAUCGGCGGUAUCCAUGAGCAGCAUAACCGUGCCCUUGCCAGCUAGCCCGCCAUCAACUCAGUCAACCCCCGCUUCCCCUUCGGCUUCACAUUCGGCUAAGGAAGCUGAAACAUUUGCAUCCUUUUCAUUGUCCCUUGAGCCACCUGUGGUCGCUCCGACUAUUGAUCCUGAACUAUCAUUGGAGUUGCGAUUGCGAUGGCUUGAAGCUCUGAUACUCGGUACGAAGCAUGACCACAAAGGCAAAGAGACGGAACCAGCAGGAACCGUGGCGGGUUCAACUCGUACCGAACUAAAGCAGGGCGAAACCCUCGUCCGUGCCGUGGAGGACAUACAGAAGAGCCUGAACCUCGCUGUCGAAAACAACGAUGGGCUCAAGAAGUUCAUGGACCAUUAUGACCGAAAUGCUGCCUUCCUCACACCCUCGUUCGCGCUGUCUGGCAUACUCCCCGAAACCCCUUCAUAUUCUAUGAUGUCUCCCGAGGAGCUGGAGGCGUUCAUCACCGAAAUGGAGCCGGAAAUACGCGCCGCUGACCACGACAUGCGCGAGAUCGAGGCUCUAAGCAACAAAGGCGUGCUGAACGCGGGGAAACUCGCUGAUCAUGAAGCAUUGCGCCCAAGGCUAGACGCUGUCAUCAAAGCAUACGAGGAAGAUUUGGAGCGAGCCGCGGCGCUAGAGCAUCGGAUGGCAAGGCUCAUGGAGAGAAAUGCUACGCUGGUCGACGCGCUCUCGGAACUGUUUGUUAUAUGGGACGACGCGAUCACCAAUGCUGAGGUCAAGGUCGCAAGGCUAGAACAGCUCAAGCAGGAGCGAAAACGUCUAGGGAUGGAAUAA
Pleurotus ostreatus (oyster mushroom) is the source of this 1038-nucleotide messenger RNA. RefSeq lists its product as uncharacterized. The coding region runs from base 1 to 1038 and encodes 345 amino acids. The transcript has 5 exons. Gene Ontology annotation, cellular component: dynactin complex. Lineage: Eukaryota; Fungi; Basidiomycota; Agaricomycetes; Agaricales; Pleurotaceae. The record is from RefSeq and is a predicted model, not a curated record. Gene Ontology annotation, biological process: cytoskeleton-dependent cytokinesis.